ACUCUCCCCUCAGACAUGGCCCUGAGCAGAGAGACAUUCUAUUUUGGUUUUGCUUUGUUCUUCAUUGUAGCUCAACUGCCGCCAGGGUCCUGGGCAGGACUUGAGUAUUCCCAGUCAUUUCCAGGAGGGGAGUAUUCAGUGUGCGAGACGUGCAGGCUUGGUCGGGGAAAAUGCAGGAGGAUGUGCAUGGACAGCGAGAAGGUUGCUGGGAAGUGCAAGCUGAACUUCUUCUGCUGUCGGGAAAGGAUCUGA
This is a messenger RNA of Psammomys obesus (fat sand rat), 252 nucleotides long. Its product is annotated as beta-defensin 12. NCBI's taxonomy places the organism in Eukaryota, Metazoa, Chordata, Mammalia, Rodentia, Muridae. Bases 16 to 252 code for a protein of 78 amino acids. The transcript is spliced from 3 exons. Gene Ontology annotation, cellular component: extracellular region. The record is from RefSeq and is a predicted model, not a curated record. Gene Ontology annotation, biological process: innate immune response.